Colletotrichum siamense is the source of this 2952-nucleotide messenger RNA. RefSeq names its product Exosome complex exonuclease dis3 (gene dis3). Gene Ontology annotation, biological process: rRNA catabolic process. Gene Ontology annotation, cellular component: cytoplasmic exosome (RNase complex); nuclear exosome (RNase complex). NCBI's taxonomy places the organism in Eukaryota, Fungi, Ascomycota, Sordariomycetes, Glomerellales, Glomerellaceae. The coding region runs from base 1 to 2952 and encodes 983 amino acids. The record is from RefSeq and is a predicted model, not a curated record. Gene Ontology annotation, molecular function: endonuclease activity; 3'-5'-RNA exonuclease activity; RNA binding. The transcript is spliced from 2 exons.
AUGACGAGUCUCAAGCGCUCGUUUGAGGCGGAUCCCUUUGCCGCGAACAUCUCCAGCAAGGUCUAUGUCCGUUCUACGAGGAAAGGCAAGGUUCAGAAGAUUGUGAGGGAGGUCUACCUGCGUCAAGAUAUCCCCUGCUCAUCUAAGCUUUGCCGGAGCUGCCUGCAGACGGCCCCCAGAGAUGCGGCCAACAACAUCCAACCAUUCGUCCUCUCGGACAAGCCCGCCGGGACCAAGGCGUUCCCUCAGGGGCACUAUAUCGUUCCAGACACCAAUGCGCUCCUGAACGCUAUGGAUCUCUUCGAACAAGGCUCUGCAUUUUACGAUGUCAUCAUUCUGCAGACUGUUCUCGAGGAGCUGCGCAAUCGCUCGCUACCGCUAUACAACCGUCUCGUCGGCCUGACCAAGAGCGAGGACAAGCGCUUCUAUGUCUUCUUCAACGACUUCCGUUUGGAGACAUACGUCAAUCGCAAGCCUAACGAGACCGUUAACGACCGAAAUGACCGUGCUGUACGCAAGGCUGUCAAGUGGUACGCCGACCACCUGGCGCAAGCCAAAGCCAAGAGCGUCCCUGCCGUUGUCAUGCUCAGUGACGACCAAGAUUGCUUGAAGAAGGCUAAGACAGAGGGUGUCGCUGCCAUGUCUCUGCGUGAAUACGUUGGAGGCCUUGAAGAUAGCGACAGACUGCUGGACAUGGUUGCCGAGUCGCGAAACUCUGACUUUUCCAAGAAGCCCAGCGGGCCCUUGUACGCGGAAUACUACAGCAUGUCCAAGAUGAUGACUGGUGUCAAGGCUGGAUUGAUGCACCAGGGUAACUUCAAUGUCUCUCCUUACAACUAUCUGGAAGGUUCUAUCAACGUCCCCGCCUUCCCGAAGCCUCUUAUUGUGCUGGGAAGAGAGAACAUCAACCGCGCAGUCAACGGUGACGUCGUAGUCGUCGAGGUUCUGCCCAAGGACCAGUGGAAGGAGCCUUCCACAAAAAUCAUUGAGGAAGAGGCCAUUACCCGCGACGAGAAUGCCGAUGCCGAGGAAGCUCAGGACUUUGUAUCUGAGAAGGAGCGCAAAGCGCUGCAAGAGGAGGUCAAGAAGACACAGAGCAAGAGCACCGAGGGCCGGGCACAACCAACAGCAAAGGUUGUUGGCAUAAUCAAGCGUAACUGGCGUCAGUACGUCGGACAUAUCGAUCCGUCAUCAGCAAGCAAGAGCGGCGGCCAGGGCCGUAAGCAGGACAACGUCUUCCUCAUUCCCAUGGACAAGCGCAUUCCCAAGAUCAAGCUGCGCUCAAGACAAGUCUCUGAGCUCCUCGGCAAGCGUCUGUUGGUCACAAUCGAUGCCUGGGAGCGCGACUCAAGACAUCCUGUCGGCCACUUUGUUCGUUCCCUGGGUGAGCUCGAGACCAAGGCGGCAGAGACGGAAGCCCUUCUCCUGGAGUACGACGUCCAGUACCGCCCGUUCCCCAAAACCGUUCUGGACUGCCUGCCAAAGGAGGGUCAUGACUGGAGGGUUCCUCAGAGCACGGAAGAUCCAGGCUGGAGGGACAGAGAGGAUCUUCGCAAACUCCUCAUCUGCAGUAUUGAUCCCAUUGGUUGCCAAGAUAUCGACGAUGCUCUCCACGCCAGGCCACUUCCCAACGGCAACUUCGAGGUGGGCGUGCACAUUGCCGACGUAUCUCACUUCGUCAAACCCGGAAACGCCAUGGACACUGAGGCUAGCUUACGUGGUACAACCGUAUACCUUGUGGAUAAGCGUAUUGACAUGUUACCCAUGCUUCUCGGCACUGACCUCUGCUCGCUGAAGCCGUACGUCGAGCGCUACGCCUUCUCCUGUAUCUGGGAGAUGAACUCGAACGCAGAUGUCGUCAGCGUUCGGUUCACCAAGUCGGUGAUCCAGUCCAAGGAGGCCUUCAGCUAUGAGGCGGCACAACUUCGUAUCGACGACGGCUCCCAGCAGGACGACCUUACGAACAGCAUCAGAACGCUUCUUGCACUGUCCAAGAAGCUGAAGCAGAAGCGUAUGGACGCCGGCGCCCUCAGCCUGUCUUCUCCCGAAGUCAAGGUCCAGAUGGAGUCCGAGACGUCAGAUCCCAUCGACGUCAAAACGAAGCAGCACCUCGACACCAUGUCUCUGGUCGAAGAGUUCAUGUUGCUCGCAAACGUCAGUGUAGCUACCAAGAUCCAUGAGGCCUUCCCUCAGACCGCCAUCCUCCGUCGUCACGGUGCUCCCCCCAAGACCAACUUUGACGAGCUUGCAGACCAGCUGCGUGUGAAGAAGGGGCUCGAGCUCCGUGUCGACUCUAGCAAGGCCCUUGCCGACUCCCUCGAUACUUGUGUCGACCCAGCCAACCCCUUCUUCAACACCCUUGUCCGUAUCAUGGCCACUCGUUGCAUGAUGAGCGCCGAGUACUUCUGUUCCGGAACCCAGGCCUACCCUGAGUUCCGCCACUAUGGUCUCGCCUCCGAGAUCUACACCCAUUUCACCUCUCCCAUCCGUCGUUACGCCGAUCUUGUGGCUCAUCGCCAGCUCGCAGCCGCCAUCGGCUACGAGGCCAUCCACCCGGCUGUCCGUAGUCGCGGACGUCUGGAGGCAGUCUGCAAGAACAUCAAUGUCCGCCACCGCAAUGCACAGCUUGCGGGCCGCGCCAGUAUCGCGUACUACGUCGGCCAGGCGCUCAAGGGCAAGGUCGCCGAGGAAGAGGCGUUCGUGAUGAAGGUGUUCAGCAACGGCUUCGUGGUUCUUGUGCCGAGGUUCGGUAUCGAGGGACUCAUUCGGCUCCGGGACCUUGCGGAGACGGAACCUGACAGUGUCUACGAUGCGGAGAACUACACGCUCACGACGUCGGGUAGCCGCAAGCUGAAGGUGGAUCUCUUCCAGAAGGUCAAGGUCAAGGUCACUGAUGAGAAGGACGAAGCCACCGGCAAGAGAGGUGUCAAGAUGGAGCUUGUCAGCGCAUGA